GAUAACGAUUAGUGUUCUCCUUCGGCCAAUAAUAAAUGUGAAAUAAAAGCAUCUCUGUGGGUCAGGGUCGUAGCCUCCGCUGAGCAAGGUACAAGGAUUUCAUCUGCUUCACCCUAAGGCUUCUCAUCGCUCACCAUGGCGAGUGGUUCGUGGGAGGAGUUCUUUGCUGUGCACCUCCCUCCGACUGACUUUGAAGACAACCGGUCGCUGCUGAAGGAGUUCUGUGAACGCCAUGAUCAGUAUGGGAACAAAAUUGCACUUGUUACUUCCGGAGGCACCACAGUGCCGCUCGAGCACAACACGGUUCGCUUCGUGGACAACUUCAGCGCGGGCACGCGAGGAUCGGCCUCUGCCGAGUAUUUCUUGGAGCAAGGAUACGCUGUCAUCUUCAUGCACCGGCAGAAGUCGCUGGAGCCCUUCACUCGGCACUUCAGCGGGCAGAAGCUGCUUGAUAUGCUGGAUAUACAGGAGAGAGGGCCCAAUACUAGCAUUACAGUGAAACCAGACAGCGUAGACGUGUUAGCUCCGAUCCUACUGCGAUACAAAGCAGCGCACGCGGCAGGUGCCAUCUUGCACGUGGCUUUUACCACAGUAUCGGAAUACUUCUGGCUACUGAGAGCUGCUUGCGAGUGCCUGGCCAACCUGGGAGCCAGGGCUGUGCUGUACCUAGCAGCUGCGGUGUCGGACUUCUACGUGCCUAAGGACAGAGUUCCUACCCACAAGAUGCAGUCAGCCAGCGGCGCGCCUAUCAUCCAACUGCACCUGGUGCCCAAGAUGUUGGCUCCUCUGGUUAACCUGUGGGUGCCCGCGGCGUACGUGGUCUCCUUCAAGCUGGAAACUGAUGAGAACCUGCUCAUACCCAAGGCCAGAGCUGCCCUAGACAAGUAUAAGCAUAAGAUGGUCGUAGCAAACCUACUACAGACGCGCCAUCACAGGGUGAUCCUAGUGUCGCCUGAGGCGAGCCAAGAAAUUGUUCUUACUAGAGAAGAAGUACACGCUGGCGUGGACAUCGAGUCGGCGAUCGUGUGCGAGAUCGUUCGCUUGCACAGCGAACAUUUGGCGGGCGCGGGCGAGCGCGCCGACCCGCCGCCGCAGCCGCGCUGAUUGUCGCGCGUCCGCCGCCGCCUCUACCUCACGCCGGAAUAGGUGAGGCA
This is a messenger RNA of Ostrinia nubilalis (European corn borer), 1154 nucleotides long. It is a transcript of the gene Ppcs, whose product is annotated as phosphopantothenate--cysteine ligase. Gene Ontology annotation, biological process: coenzyme A biosynthetic process. The record is from RefSeq and is a predicted model, not a curated record. The coding region runs from base 136 to 1104 and encodes 322 amino acids. Lineage: Eukaryota; Metazoa; Arthropoda; Insecta; Lepidoptera; Crambidae. Gene Ontology annotation, molecular function: phosphopantothenate--cysteine ligase activity. The transcript is spliced from 7 exons. Gene Ontology annotation, cellular component: cytoplasm; nucleus.